AUGAUUGGACUCAAGGGAGUGCUGAAUGUCAUCGACAACACCGGUGCGCUCAGAGUAGAAUGUAUCAAUGUGCUCAAAGUGAAGACAAGGCUAAAGUCGACUGGUACAGCUACUGUUGGCGAUGAGAUAGUUUGUGUGGUAAAUAAAGCACGACCGAUUCCAGCGAAUGAAGUGAUCAAAAACCCUUCAUCUUCAACUAACAUACAGAAAAUCAGAAAAGGAGAUGUUCGAAGAGCUGUAGUAGUCCGAGUGAAAAAAACCGUUCAAAGGCCUGAUGGAAGUGUUGUCAGAUUUGACGAUAACGCAGCUGUGUUAUUGAACAAUAAAGGAGAAAUGUUAGGUACGAGAAUAGUCGGUCCAGUAGCUGCAGAAUUGAGAAAAUCAAAAGGUGGUGCGGCCGGUGCAGGUGGUAGAUGGGGUAAGAUAUUGAUGUUAGCUCCAAAGGUCGUAUAA
Kwoniella shivajii is the source of this 453-nucleotide messenger RNA. Its product is annotated as ribosomal protein L14. Gene Ontology annotation, biological process: translation. Gene Ontology annotation, cellular component: ribosome; mitochondrial large ribosomal subunit. The coding region runs from base 1 to 453 and encodes 150 amino acids. Gene Ontology annotation, molecular function: large ribosomal subunit rRNA binding; structural constituent of ribosome. The transcript has 5 exons. The record is from RefSeq and is a predicted model, not a curated record. Lineage: Eukaryota; Fungi; Basidiomycota; Tremellomycetes; Tremellales; Cryptococcaceae.